GGAAUAACUGUGUCUCUGUGAAACAAAGUGAAUAUUUUGCAAUGGCCCGUACCAAGCAAACCGCUCGUAAAUCCACCGGAGGAAAGGCUCCUCGGAAGCAGCUAGCAACGAAGGCAGCCCGGAAGAGUGCCCCGGCCACCGGAGGAGUCAAGAAGCCGCAUCGUUAUCGUCCGGGAACCGUUGCGCUGCGAGAAAUCCGUCGCUACCAGAAAUCGACCGAGCUGUUGAUCCGCAAAUUGCCCUUCCAACGGUUGGUUCGUGAGAUUGCCCAGGACUUCAAGACCGAUCUGCGCUUCCAAAGCUCGGCCGUUAUGGCCCUGCAGGAAGCCAGUGAAGCCUAUCUGGUCGGCUUGUUCGAGGAUACCAAUCUGUGCGCCAUUCACGCCAAGCGAGUCACCAUCAUGCCCAAGGACAUUCAACUGGCUCGGCGUAUUCGUGGCGAGAGGGCUUAAGUUGGGACUGCUACCAUUACUGGCAGCCGGAAUGGAAUAUUUUUUUCUUUUCUUUUCAGGUUUAUUUUUUUAAAUGGUCCUUUUCAGGACCCCAAAACAUUUACAGAAGAGAGUCGAUCUUGAACAAAUUCUAGUAACUUAUGUAAAAAUGUCAAGACUCAAGAAGCUGCAUGAGUAAAACUACUAUCACAGAAAUGCAUGAGAAUUAAAAAAGGAAUCUAAUGCAUCGAAUUUUUCAUAAUGUAGAUGCUAACCAUAAGAUUUCAUAAAAGGCAAAUCAUAUUCCAAUUUGUUGAGCUUUUAUUAAUAUUUUCUCGAAGACUGGUAGAUUGCAAAGUGUAAGAAAUCUAGGCAAAGUUGAAGUUGAAGCUUUGCAAGAUGUGUAAAGACCCUAUCCACAAUUUUUCAAACUUACCUAGCCAUGCACCGAAUUAAUGUUUUAACGAUUAAGCUAUUGAUUAUUGAGUCUCAAAAUGUUCAAAAAUAUUAAAAAUCAAGUUAAUUUUAACUUCUUCUUGGAUUUUUUUUUAACAUGAGCAGAGACAAGCCCAUGCAGUGGAACAAUUUUACGUGUUCCUUUUACAGUGGACACAAAACCUCC
This is a messenger RNA of Uranotaenia lowii, 1053 nucleotides long. Its product is annotated as histone H3. Gene Ontology annotation, molecular function: DNA binding; protein heterodimerization activity; structural constituent of chromatin. The record is from RefSeq and is a predicted model, not a curated record. Bases 42 to 452 code for a protein of 136 amino acids. Gene Ontology annotation, cellular component: nucleosome. Lineage: Eukaryota; Metazoa; Arthropoda; Insecta; Diptera; Culicidae. The transcript has a single exon.